Molecule: messenger RNA, 802 nt
Organism: Portunus trituberculatus (swimming crab)
Lineage: Eukaryota; Metazoa; Arthropoda; Malacostraca; Decapoda; Portunidae
Product: putative peptidyl-prolyl cis-trans isomerase dodo
Exons: 4
Coding region: 101-589 (162 amino acids)
Cellular component (GO): cytosol; nucleus
Molecular function (GO): protein binding; peptidyl-prolyl cis-trans isomerase activity
Source: RefSeq, a predicted model, not a curated record
CUCCGUUGUGGCUGCGUGUUGACGAGCGGGAGGGAGGACUGGCUGCGGCGGCCGCGGCGAAGACGGUCAAUAUCUGCCAGAGUUCCACACUGUGUUCACCAUGAGUGAUACCGAGCUUCCGUCAGGCUGGGAGAAGCGUGUCAGCCGCUCCACAGGUAUGACUUACUACUUGAAUAUCUACACCAAGGAGAGCCAGUGGGAUGUUCCAACAGAACCAGCCAAACCAGCAGCAGGUAGUGGCAGUGGUGGGCCAGACAGAGUACAGUGUUCUCACCUACUGGUGAAACAUGCUGGUUCUCGUAGACCAUCAUCAUGGCGUCAGGAAAAAAUUACUAUUUCAAAGGAAGAAGCUAUUGAGACUCUGACCGAAUACCGUGCAGAAAUCACAUCUGGACAGUCCUCAUUUGCUGAAUUAGCUAGUAGGGUGUCUGACUGUAGCUCGGCCAAGCGUGGAGGAGAUCUUGGAUUGUUUGGUCGUGGAGCAAUGCAAAAGCCAUUUGAAGAUGCUGCAUUUGCCUUGAAGGUUGGCGAAUUGAGCAAGAUAGUGGACACCGAUUCAGGAGUCCAUAUCAUUUUGCGUACAGCAUAAACUUGUAACUUCCAAUAACUUCUCUCAUCACAAACACAAGGAAUGUUACAAAACUUUUGUGCUAGAAAAUUUGUCAAUGAUUUGCUCUAAUACCAUAAAGGUAAUUUUAAAUUCUUCCAGGUAUAAGUCGUUUCUAUCAUCAAAGUAAUGAUAUUCACGAACCCAUCAUCCUAAACAUUACAUAUGUUAUGUAUAAAUAAAGGUUUACCGAAA